GGUGGACUCUAGCUCUGGACCAUUCACAUCAGCUCAAGCGCAUACUUCAUCACGUUGCCCGUCAUGACUACCGACAAAGCAGACUUUGAUCCGAUCCUCCUGUCGCUCUUCUCGAACCGCUUCAUGUCGGUCGCAGAAGCCAUGGGAAGAGCUCUUCAACAGACUUCCAUCUCUACAAACAUCAAAGAACGACUCGAUUACAGCUGCGCGCUGUUCAGCGCCAACGGCGACCUGGUGGCCAACGCUCCCUUCAUCCCCGUACACUUGGGAUCCAUGUCGUUCGCCAUCAAGUACCAACUAGACCUCCUCGGACCAUCCUUGAAACCGGGAGAUGUGUUGCUCGCCAACUCGCCCGUAGCUGGAGGAUCCCAUCUACCGGAUCUGACCGUCAUCACCCCGGUCUUCGCUUCAUCUUCUUCUUCCUCCAACAACAACUCAUCGACUUCAACCUCGUCUUCGGGUAAUCAGAACGAAGGACCCGUCCCCGAGGCUGGGAAGCAAGAGAUAAUCUUCUUCACCGCCUCUCGGGGCCACCACGCAGACAUAGGCGGCGCCCAACCCGGGUCCAUGCCUUCCUACUCGACCUCCCUCUCGCAAGAAGGAGCCGAGAUCGUCUCCUUCAAGCUGGUCACCGAGGGCAAGUUCGACCGAGAGGGAUUGAGGAAGAGGAUGGUGGAUGUGCCCGGGGAGGUGGAGGGGUGUUCGGGGUGUAGGGAUUUUAGGAGCGUGGAGAGUGAUAUCAAGGCGCAAAUCGCCGCCAACUUCAAGGGGAUCCAACUCCUCCACGCCCUCAUCGCGGAAUACGACCUGGAGACCGUGCACGCUUAUAUGAAGCAUAUCCGAGAUAAUGCGGAACAAGCGGUCAGGAAGAUGUUGAUCGCUGCUGCCAAGGUGGCUGGGACGGAUACCCUCUCUGCCAUCGACUACAUGGACGAUGGAUCCCCUAUCGCACUCAAGGUUACCAUCGACAAGGACACAGGAGACGCGACGUUCGAUUUUACGGGGACGGGGCCGGAAGUGAGGGGGAACUGGAACGCGCCGAUCUCGGUCGUACAUAGUGCGAUCAUCUAUUGUAUGAGGGCGAUGGUCGACCAGGAUAUACCUCUGAACGCCGGGUGUCUGGUGCCGCUGAACAUCAUCAUCCCCGAAAACUCUCUCCUCUCGCCUUCACCCGAAGCGGCCGUUUGCGCCGGUAACGUCUUGACUUCGCAGAGGAUAACGGACGUCUGUCUGAAGGCGUUCCAGGCCUGUGCGGCGAGUCAGGGGUGUUGCAACAACUUGUCAUUCGGAACCGGAGGGAAGGAUAAGGAGACCGGGGAAGUUUCCCGUGGCUGGGGUUAUUACGAGACCAUCGCCGGAGGUAGCGGCGCGGGACCCAACUGGCAUGGGACUUCUGGUGUACACGUACAUAUGACGAACACGAGGAUCACCGAUCCGGAAAUCUUGGAAAGACGAUAUCCCGUAAUACUGCAUCAAUUUGGGUACCGCCCGAACUCUGGAGGCAAGGGCUUGUAUAACGGUGGCGAUGGGGUUAUCCGGGAGAUGGAGUUCCUCCAACCCAUCGAAGUAUCGUUAUUAACAGAAAGACGCGCUCGACAGCCUUAUGGAAUGGCAGGCGGGGAAGACGGACAAAGCGGGCUCAACCUCCAGAUCAGCACGAUCAAGAGGAAGACGACGGAUGGCAAGGAAGAGCUGGUCAAGCGGGAGAGGAAUUUGGGAGGAAAGGCUACUGUAGCGUUCAACGCAGGGGACAGGCUCGUAUUGAACACGCCUGGUGGAGGUGGAUGGGGAGUACCCGGGGGACCGGCCGAGGUGAAGAGCAAGGUGGAGAGCUUUGCUUGGGAACCGAGGGGGAGUUUGGCGGAAAGGAGCGCUUUGGAGGCGGCUUUCGGCGCAUGAUGGGACGGCGGGGAUUGUACCAGAGUCAAUAUGGUUGUACAUCAAUGCAUUCAGAUAGGGACUG
Filobasidium floriforme is the source of this 1963-nucleotide messenger RNA. RefSeq names its product 5-oxoprolinase. The record is from RefSeq and is a predicted model, not a curated record. The coding region runs from base 64 to 1899 and encodes 611 amino acids. The transcript has 11 exons. Gene Ontology annotation, molecular function: 5-oxoprolinase (ATP-hydrolyzing) activity. Gene Ontology annotation, cellular component: cytosol. Lineage: Eukaryota; Fungi; Basidiomycota; Tremellomycetes; Filobasidiales; Filobasidiaceae. Gene Ontology annotation, biological process: glutathione metabolic process.